AUGCUUAACUCUGCAGCUCUGGGCUUUGUGGUGCUACUCUCAGCAGUGGAAGCUGCAACAAACGAGAGAGUGAAAUAUGACUACUACAAAUACCAUUCCAUGCCAGAGAUUUCCAAAUGGAUGACUCAGAUUGCACAAGAUCACUCUGAUGUCGUGACCAUCAUGGAUUAUGGACAAACCUAUGAGAAAAGGAAUAUCAGCUUGCUUAAGAUUGGUCUGAGCACUGGAGAGAAGAAAAAAGCAAUCUGGAUGGACUGUGGGAUCCAUGCCAGGGAAUGGAUCGCCCCGGCCUUCUGUCAGUACUUUGUCAGACAGAUUCUGCAGACAUACAGAACAGACCCGAAAAUGGAAGAGAUGAUGAAGAAGAUGGACUUCUACGUCACACCGGUGCUCAACGUGGACGGCUACAUCUUCUCCUGGAACACAACUCGACUGUGGAGGAAGAACAGAUCUCCAGGACCUCCAGGCUGCAAAUGUGACGGCACCGAUCUCAACCGCAACUUUGACGCCAACUGGGGCACGGUCGGGGUGUCGAGUGACUGUUGUACAGAGAUCUACGGUGGGAGUGCACGUGUGUCUGAGCCCGAGGCCCAGGCCGUGACAGAAUUUGUCGGCAGCCGGAAGGACGACAUCCUGUGUUUCCUCACCAUCCACUCCUACGGCCAGCUGCUCCUGAUUCCCUAUGGAAACCCCAACUUCAUCGCCCCCAACCAUGACGAGCUGAUGGAGGUGGGUCUGGCUGCAGCAGAGGCUAUAAAGGCCGUCCACGGGAAGAGCUACAGAGUGGGAACCUCCCCGGCUGUACUGUACGCCAACUCUGGUUCAUCCAGAGACUGGGCUCGGAUGCAGGGGAUCCCCUUCGCCUACACCUUCGAGCUCAGAGACAACGGGACGUUCGGCUUCGAGCUCCCAGAGGAUCAGAUCCAGCCGACCUGCGAGGAAGCCUACAGAGGAGCCCUGCACAUCGUCAACUACGUCCACGACAAGACUUUUAAAGGCAUGGUGGACGGCGCCGUGGCCACUGCCGCUGCAGCCCUGUGGACCGUGCUCUUAGCCGUGGGCGUCACCGGCGCCUCCAUGUGA
Molecule: messenger RNA, 1083 nt
Organism: Limanda limanda (common dab)
Lineage: Eukaryota; Metazoa; Chordata; Actinopteri; Pleuronectiformes; Pleuronectidae
Gene: cpo
Product: carboxypeptidase O
Exons: 9
Coding region: 1-1083 (360 amino acids)
Biological process (GO): proteolysis
Molecular function (GO): zinc ion binding; metallocarboxypeptidase activity
Source: RefSeq, a predicted model, not a curated record